AUGAACCGCGCUGCCCAGCCCUUGUUCACGCGCGCAGCCACCGGCCUCCCCCCACCUUAUGAGGUGCUCAAGGAGGAGCAGGAGGUGGUGCUCGGGGAGUCCCUGGGCCCGGAGCCCCUCGGGCCAGCUCCCGUGAGGUCCACGGUGAUCAAUAUCCGCAGCGACAUCGCUGUUCCGGACCACGUCGUCUGGUCCCUCUUCAACACGCUCUUCCUGAACUGCUGCUGCCUGGGCUUGGCGGCCUUCGCCUACUCAGUGAAGUCCAGGGACAGGAAGAUGGUGGGCGACGUGAUAGGAGCCCAGAGCUACGCGUCCACUGCCAAGUGCCUGAACAUCUUCGCUCUGGUCCUCAGCCUCCUGGUGAUCGUCCUGUUCAUCAUUCUUAUUGCCACGGGCACAGUGAUGAGCUUACAAGCCGCUGCAGAGAUGAUUAAGAACCAUCCAGGCUACUAG
Messenger RNA from Elephantulus edwardii (Cape elephant shrew), 453 nucleotides. Its product is annotated as interferon-induced transmembrane protein 3-like. The coding region runs from base 1 to 453 and encodes 150 amino acids. The transcript has 2 exons. The record is from RefSeq and is a predicted model, not a curated record. NCBI's taxonomy places the organism in Eukaryota, Metazoa, Chordata, Mammalia, Macroscelidea, Macroscelididae. Gene Ontology annotation, biological process: defense response to virus; negative regulation of viral genome replication; response to type II interferon. Gene Ontology annotation, cellular component: plasma membrane.